This is a messenger RNA of Mya arenaria, 3173 nucleotides long. Its product is annotated as threonine--tRNA ligase 1, cytoplasmic-like. The record is from RefSeq and is a predicted model, not a curated record. Gene Ontology annotation, biological process: threonyl-tRNA aminoacylation. Gene Ontology annotation, molecular function: ATP binding; threonine-tRNA ligase activity. Bases 64 to 2262 code for a protein of 732 amino acids. Lineage: Eukaryota; Metazoa; Mollusca; Bivalvia; Myida; Myidae. The transcript has 20 exons. Gene Ontology annotation, cellular component: cytoplasm.
GUUUCUGAAAAGAAAAAGGCAUGCGCAUUUUAAAUUAAUGGUUUUCAAUUAUAUUCUAUUGCUAUGUUUUCAAGAUUCGCUUUAGCACCACUUCAUAGGCGUCUUGGAAGAAUAAUAAUCCGAUCAAUGAGUAAACGGAAAGGAAAGAAGCAUGCAGCAGCUGCUGGUGACCAAGAAGACAAGCUUAAGGAACUGAAGCCUCCACCAGAGUUUCUAGCAAGUCGGCUGGAGUUGUGGGACAAGCUGAAGAAGGAGUAUGAUGACUGGGUGGCUGCCCAGGAAAGGAAGGAUAUCAAGGUCACGUUGCCGGAUGGCAAGGUUGUGGAAGGAAAGGCAUGGGAGACAACUCCGUAUGAAGUGGCCAAGGGAAUCAGCCAAGGACUGGCAGACAAUACUGUGAUAGCAAAGGUGAACGAGGAAUUGUGGGACCUAGACCGACCACUAGAGAAAGAUGCCACCCUUCAACUCCUCAAGUUUGAUGACAAAGAUGGCGAGUAUGUGUUCUGGCAUUCUAGCGCCCACAUCCUUGGUGAAGCAAUGGAGUGUAUGUAUGGUGGACAUCUGUGUUACGGUCCCCCCAUAGAAAGCGGCUUCUACUAUGACAUGUGGUCAGACAGACAAGUGUCCAGUAAUGACUACCCCGUGAUUGAAGGCAAGGUGAAGGGGAUUGUGAAGGAGAAACAGCCGUUCGAGAGGCUGGUCAUGAGUAAGGAAAAUCUCCUCAAAAUGUUUGAUUAUAAUAAAUUUAAGCAGAGGAUUAUCAAUGAAAAAGUCCAAACGCCAACCACUACUGUUUAUAGAUGUGGCCCUCUGAUAGAUCUGUGCCGGGGACCUCACGUGAGACACACGGGCAAAAUCAAGUCUAUGGCCAUCACAAAGAACUCAGCCACAUACUGGGAGGGCAAGGCAGACGCAGAAUCACUCCAGCGGAUAUAUGGGAUCUCUUUUCCAGACUCCAAAUUGAUGAAGGAGUGGAAACACUUCCAAGAGGAGGCUGCAAAGAGGAAUCAUCGCAAGAUUGGCGUGGAGCAGGAGUUGUUUUUCUUUCACGAGCUCAGCCCCGGGAGCUGUUUCUUCAUGCCAAAGGGAGCUCACAUCUACAAUACACUCAUGAACUUCUGCAAGGAUGAGUACAGAAAGCGUGGUUUCACGGAGGUUCUAUCACCCAACAUUUACAACCAAAAGCUCUGGGAGAUCUCUGGACACUGGGAACACUACUCGGAAAAUGUGUUCAAGUUUGAUGUAGAAAAAGAAACAUACGCCCUCAAGCCCAUGAACUGUCCGGGUCAUUGUCUUAUGUUUGACCACCGCACGAGGUCACACAAGGAGCUGCCAUUGCGGUUUGCAGACUUCGGUGUUCUUCACCGGAAUGAGUUGUCUGGGGCACUAUCGGGUCUCACCAGGGUACGGAGGUUCCAGCAGGACGACGCCCACAUCUUCUGUAUGCCUGAACAGAUAGAGACAGAGAUCAUGGCCUGUCUGGACUUCAUGCAGCACGUCUACAAGAUAUUCGGGUUCACUUUUGAACUCAAACUGUCCACAAGACCCGAGGGGUUCCUUGGGGACCUGGCACUCUGGGAUAGUGCUGAGAAGCAAUUGGCCAACACACUAGACAAGUGUGGUUCCAAAUGGGAGCUGAACCCGGGAGACGGAGCUUUCUAUGGUCCCAAGAUUGACAUCACAAUCAUGGAUGCGUGUCGGCGCUCUAUCCAAUGUGCUACUAUACAGCUCGACUUCCAGCUGCCUAUUCGCUUCAACCUCAGCUAUGUUGGUGCGUCAGGAGAUGGGGAGAAGUUACGACCUGUGAUCAUCCACCGUGCAGUCCUGGGCUCAGUAGAACGUAUGAUGGCAAUCCUCUGUGAACAUUAUGGUGGUAAAUGGCCAUUCUGGUUGUCCCCACGGCAGUGUAUCGUUAUACCCGUAGCCCCGGCAUUUGAUGAAUAUGCCAUGCAGGUGAAGGACCGGUUAUAUGCGGCGGGUUUCGAGAGUGAGGCAGAACUGGAUGCUUCAAACACGCUAAACAAGAAAGUCCGCAAUGCACAGCUUGCACAGUUCAACUUCAUUCUAGUGGUAGGAGCCCAAGAGGUAAAGUCGGGCACAGCAAACGUGCGUACGCGGGAUAACAAGGUGCACGGGGAACACUCUAUAGAGAAAAUCAUCGAGCGAUUUACAGUCUUCCGGGAUACCAAACUUCUAAAUGCAGAAGAGGUGUUCGACGAUAAACCUGCAGAAUCAUCACAAGAGCCCAGCAAAAUGGAGUAGAAAUGUCACAGACAAUAAAACCCUUCAACAGCCACUGUGUUACUGUAGCCUGUCAGAUUUAGGCAUUUUGAUUUAGAACCAUUGAAUGAUUGUAAUCAAUGUAGUAUUCAUUAGAUUUGUCUUAAUUUUCCCACCAAAUUAUCUUCUUUUUUGCUUAAAUUAGAAAUAGGAAUAAGGUGAUAAAUUUGCAAGCAUUUAUUUAUUUAUCAUACAAGUGCUUACUCUUACAUUCAUAGUGUCAUAGAGGUGUAUGUAUUUCAUUUUUUAAUGUUAAUGGCAUCAUUAUUAAUUUUGACAAUUUUGUUCAAUACAUCAAGCAGUUCAUUUUCUGGCAGCUUCAUGAAUGGCAUCCAUGUGUAAAUGCAGAGUUCUCAAUAGCUGACUGAAAAAGAUGGUUCAAAAAGCAAUUGGGCUGGUUCAAAUUUGCCAUACAUUAAGGUUUCAAAUUUCUAUUGUGUACCUUUCUUGUUGUUGUUAUCAAUUUCAGACAGAUGUGCCACUGUAUUAUUUGAUAAUAAGGGGUAUAUGAGUUUCAAAAUUGCAGAUUAAACUUUGUCCUAAAAUUUACUCAGAAUGCAAGAAAUGAAGUGCCAAGUUUCAAAAUUUUACCCUGGGGAGACAUUUUGCCCCCAAACCAUCCUUGCUGGUCGGUUACUAUUCUAGUUGUGCUAGCUCAAUCACCACGUAUUGAAAAAACUGUAAGUGCAAUGUCGAUGAUUUGGUAUGGGACGGAAUAUGUUCAAUAUUGGUUAUUGGAAACCCUUUUUCUUUCAUAUUAUUAUCCAGGUUAUAUAACUUCUAUGUGUGCUCGGUUGGGAAGUGUGCUAUCAUUGAUGUUAAAGAACAAUUUCUUGUGAUUUUAUUAUUUCAUCUUGCACUAGAUGUAAUAAAAUAUUUAUUGACAAUUGUAA